Molecule: messenger RNA, 1959 nt
Organism: Bathycoccus prasinos
Lineage: Eukaryota; Viridiplantae; Chlorophyta; Mamiellophyceae; Mamiellales; Bathycoccaceae
Exons: 3
Coding region: 1-1959 (652 amino acids)
Biological process (GO): triglyceride catabolic process; lipid homeostasis
Cellular component (GO): cytoplasm; lipid droplet; membrane
Molecular function (GO): triacylglycerol lipase activity
Source: RefSeq, a predicted model, not a curated record
AUGUCUCGUCCAAGAACUUCCUCUUCCCCACCUGAUGAAAACUUUAACGAGAGAGAUGAUGAUUCAGACUUUGACGUUUAUUCAGGAGAAGAUGUAGGGACGAUGAAGACGAUGGAGUUAAGAAGAGCAGCAAAACGAAGAAAAGAAGGGGGCGUGAAUACUACCACCACCACGACUGCCGAUGAUGAUGAUGCGAUAGAUUUUGAUCGGACGUUAGCUUUAGGUAAACGACUUGAGAUUUAUAUGAUUUUAUUUCUUACUCAUUUUUUAUAUUACACAGGAUCUUCCGGAUGGCUGUUCAUAUACUACGUCGGGGUGAUUAAAGUUUUGAGAAGAGAAGGUUACGCGGAAAACACGAAAGUUAUUGGAUGUUCCGGCGGCGCUUUAAUCGGCUCUUUACUUUUUAUGCCGACGGUGGAUUUGGACGCGUUGGCGGUGUACGCCUACCUGUGCGCGACGCGAGCGAGAAGUUCCAUUUUAGGCGCUUUCCAGUUAAGAUAUUACGUGCAAGGCGCGAUUCGAGAGUUUGCGCCGGAUAACGCGCACGAAUUGUGCACGAAUAAGUUGGAGAUGAGCAUCACGAGAAUGACGCUGAGAGGAUUGAAAAAUUUACGGUUGAAAGUGUUCGAGACGUACGAGUUUUUUGUGAGAGCGUUGUUGUGUUCGUCGAACAUCGUGCCUUUGAGUGGGUUGCCGAUGUGGCUGAAAGGUCACGGAUUCGGGUUCAAACGGUCCGGGACGUUUUCAAAGUUGCACUGUCGACGGAAACACGGGAGGAAGUUGAUCGUGGUGAGUCCGUUUUAUAGCUCGCGAGCGGAUAUUAAGCCGUCGAAGUUUGUGCCGGUGUGGUGGUGCUUUUUCCCUCCAGAGCAGUAUAAGAUGAAGAUAUUGUUCGAGAUGGCGCAAAAAGACGCGAAGAGUUGGAUCAAGAAACAGAAGAAGAAAGAGGAGGAGAAGAAGUCGUCCGGGUUGGAAAGGGCGAGGCGCGGGUUGACCGAGAAUCAGCCCAUAACGACGAAUAAUAGAAAUAUAUCUUCUCCGGAAAGUAACGUAGGUGCGACAAAUACGACGGGCGAAACCUCGGAUUCCGACGACGACGACGACGACGGAGAAGAGGAAGUAGAAAUGAAGGAUUCGUUGGAGACUUUACGAGAUUCGUCGAGGAACUCGUCGCAAAAUUCGCUCCAGGAUUGGUACACCGAGUGUCAAGAAUGGGCUUCGCAAACGAGUGAGUUUGCGGCGAAACGCGCGGCGGCGGCAAAAGCGGCGGCAGAAAAGGCGGCAAAGAAGCACGCGGAAACGUGGACGGAGUUUGCGGAGAGAGAAAAACGCAUCAUCAAAUCGUUUUGGUUUCGAGCGUCCGCAACGGCGCAAGAGGCGGUGGAUCGACUGACGCACAUGGGCCGAUCGAGCUUGACGAGCACGCCGAUUAAAAAGAAAAAGAAGAGAAGAUCCACUGGAGAAGACGAAUUUUACGACGCGAACGAGCAAGGUGGAUACGAGAGCGAAAGUAGCAGGCGAUCGUCAUUUGAUGGUUUUUUACGCGACAACGCGCACGAAGCGUUCAUCACCGUGGGCAAAGGCACGAUUAAAAUUGAAAAGUUAAUUUUGCAACUCAUCGCGUGCGUCAUCGUGUACGCCGAGUGCGCUUUACAGGCGGCAUUUUUCUUCGUCUUGGCGAUUGUCUCCGGCAUUUUACGCGUGAAAGGUAACGAGAAAAAUUGGGAACGGUUUUAUACCUUUGCGAAGCCGAUGCCGAGACUGUUGAUGCACUCGGUGCCCGGGAUACCGAACACGAAGAAAGUUGACGAGAGAACGAGUAAAAUCCUCGGGAAUUCCUGCGCGACGUAUCGGGUUCUGUGUUACUUGAUUCACGCGCCGACAGAGCAUUUCGAAACCGCAAAAGUGAGCGGCUACGAGACGAACAACUCAUCCAUGAGUGAGGGACCCACAAAUUAA